GCCAGAGAAGCAGCACAGCCAGGCCACAUCCAACACUGCCAAGAGAUGCAGAUGGUGGCAAUGCCGGUUCUUCUUCGGCAAAUCCCCCUACACUAAGGCGCCCAUCACAGGGCUCGGUUACUGUGGCUACGAUGCCACCCAAGAGACGCCGUCUUGAGGCUCAAGCUCCAGCACCAGCAUCACCACCCCAACGGCGCAUCUCCGCAGUGUCGGCCGUGCCACCACUAGCUCUUUUGGCCAGCCCCCAAAGUGAGGAGCCACAAUCCCCUCAGUUGUCUGACCCAGCCAUCAUCACCGAGGAUGACCAGCAGGAACGUGACCAGGAGACCUUCACACUCCACCUGCAGCCCAUCGAUCCUACUCAGCCAACCACGCCGCAGGACAUACCCCAACCACCCCAAACAUCCCACAGCCCCCAAUUGAGCACAACACAAGUCAACACACAAAUGGGCACUGAGUUUUGGAGCCGUUGGUCGUCACAACAGGCGCAACACUACGCGUGCCUCACCACCCACAGCCAAUACCUGUCAAGUCUGCCCCAUCAUUUGCCUAGACUGAGUCGCAACUCAGGCAGACUUAUAGUGCAGGUGGGCAGAAUCGCUAACUCCAUGGAGCAGAUGAGGGCAGACAACAGCCAAAUGCAAACAAACCUACAACGCAUCUUGGAUGAACAGCAGCGGCAGCAACAAUCACUAAUCCAGAUCAUACAACACAACCAAAUGAUCAAUGACAACCUAUCACGCAUAAUAGCUAACAACACUGCCGCUAAUACGCAGCUCACAGCAAGCUUGAACAAUAUCAGUCAAAGCCUUACAGGGGAUCCUGUGGGCCUAUUUUGA
This is a messenger RNA of Pseudophryne corroboree (corroboree frog), 839 nucleotides long. RefSeq lists its product as uncharacterized. The record is from RefSeq and is a predicted model, not a curated record. Lineage: Eukaryota; Metazoa; Chordata; Amphibia; Anura; Myobatrachidae. The coding region runs from base 132 to 839 and encodes 235 amino acids. The transcript has 4 exons.